Molecule: messenger RNA, 375 nt
Organism: Staurois parvus
Lineage: Eukaryota; Metazoa; Chordata; Amphibia; Anura; Ranidae
Source: the annotation of a GenBank genome assembly
UACUGUGUGAGCUGUGAUUGGUCACAGCUUGUCACAUGGUACAAGGCUCUUGUGAUAGCCUUGUACCAUGUGACCUCUGUGAUCAUUCACAGAUUUCACAUGUAGUAAGCAAUGAUGUCACAAGUGACAUCUUGCUUACUACUUCUGCAUGUGAUCACUGACUGGCCAAUCAGUGAUCACAUGAUCGGAACCUCACACAGAGGUCCUGUCCCGAUGAUCGGUGUUCAACUGUGUCCGGAGGAGCGCGCACAAGCAGGGUGUGGGGAGGCCGUUUAUAAACGGCCACCUGACCUGCACUGCCACCGUCCGGCCGGGCCGUUUAUAUACAACAGCCAGACGGGAAGUGUGGAAAAUUGGCCUGGACAGGAAGGGGAU